CCUGCUCCGUCUGCUGUCCGCCUCUCCCUGCAAUGCCCUGCUCCGAAGACAUCACCGCCGCCGUGUCCCCCAGCAAGCGGGCCCGGCCCUCCGAGGCGGCGCUGCGCCUGCGCUUCGUGCGGCUGUCGGAGCACGCCACGGCCCCGACGCGGGGCUCCGCGCGCGCCGCCGGCUACGACCUCUACAGCGCCUAUGAUUGCACGAUACCACCCAUGGAGAAAGCUCUUGUGAAGACGGACAUCCAGAUCGCCCUUCCCUCUGGGUGCUAUGGCAGAGUGGCUCCACGCUCGGGCUUGGCUGCCAAACACUUCAUAGAUGUCGGAGCUGGGGUCAUCGAUGAAGAUUACAGAGGAAACGUUGGUGUCGUGCUGUUUAACUUUGGCAAAGAGAAGUUUGAAGUGAAAAAGGGCGACCGCAUCGCCCAGCUUAUUUGUGAGCGGAUCUACUACCCAGAGAUAGAGGAAGUGCAGGGCUUGGAUGACACGGGACGGGCUGACCUGGGAGAGCCGGCUCCCGUGUCCCCUGCACAGGUGCUUCUUCAGGUUUUUCAUCCACUUCCUCCUCAUGUCUGCUCUGUGGGCCGAACAAUUCAGAGUCCAGUUCUGGUCUCACCUCUUUCCAGCUGCGUGUAAGGAGAUUUGCACUCCCAAAGACCGCGUUUCUUCGUGGGCUGAUGCAGAUACCCAUUUUAUCCUUUGUGAGGGCAGAGAGAAGCAUGCCCCUGUG
This is a messenger RNA of Octodon degus (degu), 726 nucleotides long. It is a transcript of the gene Dut, whose product is annotated as deoxyuridine triphosphatase. NCBI's taxonomy places the organism in Eukaryota, Metazoa, Chordata, Mammalia, Rodentia, Octodontidae. The record is from RefSeq and is a predicted model, not a curated record. The transcript has 8 exons. Gene Ontology annotation, biological process: dUTP catabolic process; dUMP biosynthetic process. The coding region runs from base 33 to 632 and encodes 199 amino acids. Gene Ontology annotation, molecular function: magnesium ion binding; dUTP diphosphatase activity.